This is a messenger RNA of Gossypium raimondii (Peruvian cotton), 2511 nucleotides long. Its product is annotated as AP2-like ethylene-responsive transcription factor BBM. Gene Ontology annotation, biological process: regulation of DNA-templated transcription. Gene Ontology annotation, molecular function: DNA binding; DNA-binding transcription factor activity. NCBI's taxonomy places the organism in Eukaryota, Viridiplantae, Streptophyta, Magnoliopsida, Malvales, Malvaceae. The transcript has 9 exons. Bases 168 to 2192 code for a protein of 674 amino acids. The record is from RefSeq and is a predicted model, not a curated record.
CCUUUCUUCCUUAUUUACACCUUCAAAGCUUUGCUCUCUUAUAAUCUUCUUCACAGUUUCAACUUUCAUGCAUGACCUAGUUCCACAUCUCCCUUUCUUCAUCAUUUCACCAUAAAACGAAAUCACUGAAAACUCUUUCAUUUUUUGUUUUCAUUAUAACUUUUGUUAUGGCUUCCAUGAACAACUGGUUAGCCUUUUCUUUAUCACCACAAGAACCUGUUGAUCAUCAUCAUCAAUCUCAAACCACAGUUUCCCGUCUCGGUUUCAACUCUGAUGGUAUCUCCGGUACCGAUGUCUCAGGCGAAUGCUUCGAUCUCGCUGGAGACUCAUCGGUUCCUUCUCUUAAUCUACCUCCACCUUUUGGCAUACUUGAAGCUUUCAAUAGAAACAGCAAUCAACCCCAAGAUUGGAACAUGAAAGGCUCAGAGCUUUCAAUGGUGAUGGGUGGUAGUUCAUGCAAUACCCAAGAACCAAAGCUUGAAAACUUCCUUGGAAACCAUGGCUGCCACACCAUGUACGAUACAACCACCGGCCAAUACCCUCUUUACACCGCCACUACCGCAAGAACAGCCAAUGGAGGAGGUGAUGAGGAUAACAGUACAAACAACAACACUAACCUUACUCACGGAGCCAGUAAUAGUAAUACCAAUAGCGGCAACUCCAUAGGUUUAUCCAUGAUCAAAACCUGGUUAAGAAACCAACCUGCACCACCACAAGUCGAGACUAAAAACAACGGUGGUGGAGGCAGCGGCGGAGGUGGCGCAUCGCAGUCUUUGUCUCUUUCGAUGAGCACUGGUGGCGGCGGCGGUGGAAGCGGUGGAGAGAGUUCUUCCUCCGACAACAAGAAAACACCACCACAACCACCGUCAACAGGUGUAGAAAUCACCCAAACCGGCACCAAUGAAGCGGUGGCAAGGAAAUCUAUCGACACUUUUGGCCAAAGAACUUCCAUAUACCGUGGUGUAACCAGACAUAGAUGGACAGGUAGAUAUGAAGCUCAUUUAUGGGAUAAUAGUUGCAGAAGAGAAGGACAAAGUCGUAAAGGAAGACAAGUUUAUUUGGGAGGGUAUGACAAAGAAGAAAAAGCAGCUAGGGCUUAUGAUUUAGCAGCUUUGAAGUAUUGGGGUACUACUACAACAACUAAUUUUCCUAUUAGCAACUAUGAAAAAGAGUUGGAAGAGAUGAAACACAUGACAAGGCAGGAGUAUGUUGCUUCACUGCGAAGAAAGAGUAGUGGAUUUUCUCGAGGAGCUUCCAUGUAUAGAGGUGUUACAAGGCACCAUCAACAUGGAAGAUGGCAAGCUAGGAUUGGAAGAGUUGCUGGAAAUAAAGAUCUUUACUUGGGAACUUUCAGUACACAAGAAGAGGCAGCAGAAGCCUAUGACAUUGCAGCCAUAAAAUUCCGAGGACUGAAUGCGGUAACCAACUUCGAUAUGAGUCGAUAUGACGUCAAGAGCAUACUAGAAAGCAGUCAAUUACCGAUCGGUGGCGCUGCCAAACGAUUGAAAGACGUUGAGCAAGCGGAAAUGGCUAUGGAUAUGGUACAUAGGUCGGACGGUGACAACAUUAAUACGCAUUUACCCGACGGAAUCAACACUUACGGUACAUCAGGAUGGCCUACCAUAGCAUAUCAACAAGCUCAACCUUUCAGCAUGCAUUACCCUUACGGACAACGAAUUUGGUGCAAACAAGAACAAGAUUCCGACCCCGAUCACGCCUUCCACGAUCUCCAUCAACUCCAACUAGGAAGCACCCACAAUUUCUUCCAACCAUCCGUGUUACACAACCUAAUGGCCAUGGAAUCUUCCUCAAUGGAACAUAGCUCCGGCUCUAAUACCAACUCGGUCAUCUACAACAACACCGUAAGCGACGGUGCCGGGUACGGAGGAUACGCUAUCCCUUUAGGAACAGUCAUUCCUACUGAUACCAACCAAAACCAAAGCAAUGAUUUCGGAGACAACAGCAACAACGAAGUGAAAGCACUCGGGUACGAAAAUGUGUACACAUCAUCGACUGAUCCAUAUCAUUCUAGGAACAUGUACUACCUUUCGCAACAAUCAUCAUCAUCGACAAGUCAAGCCUCACCAUGCAACAAUUGGGUGCCCACGGCAGUUCCCACCAUUGCACAAAGGUCAAGCAAUAUGGCUGUAUGCCAUGGAACCCCAACAUUCACAGUAUGGAAUGAUACAUAAAAAGUGGGAUAUUAUAUAUGUAUGGGCCAUUUUUUUUUUGUUCUUAACUAAUUGACCCUUUUUGGUUCAUAGCUAUUGGUUUGUUUUUAAUCUAACCUUUUGCAGCAUAUGAUAAAUUUAGAUUUAAAUUAUAGGGGUCCAAAAUCUGAUGUUUUUAGCAAUAGCAUUAAUUUGCUAUUGAAUUUUGGGGGGGAAAAAUAUCAGGUUAGGUUAUGAUAGGGAUCCUCGGAUAGUUUAUAUAAAUACCAGGCUUUGUAAUUCUGAAUAACAUUUGUUUAUCAGUUUAUCUAAUUAUGAUACAAAGAAUGGCAUUUUGUUC